GCGAAUUGUCGACUAUUUUCAGGCAGCCAUGCAUGUGGCCAAGUUUUGAAGGCGGGAAGCAGGAAAGUUUGAGGAAGACUGGAUAAAGAGAAGGGUGACCUGUGCUCCCUGGCGCCGAAAAAUGAUGGAAGCGGUGAAAAAUUGUGACAUUUGUCAAGAGAAACAGCACGCCCACCAGUGUAAGGACUGUGGAAAAGAUGAGUCUGACAUCUUACUGCUGUGUGAAGACUGCCACCAUGCAAUCCACAGAGGAAGGUUCUCAUCACACAAGGUGGAAAAGGCAGCUGGACAGGAAAUUCGGGACUUCUGUUCCAGUCUGGAUACCUUCAAGAGUAAAUCAAGUGAGUUGAAGAGAAGACUUGAAGAGGUGUGCAACUCAAAGAGGGACCUUCUUAAGUAUUCCCAGAUACACCAGUCCCAUAUCAAGGAGGUGGCAACUAAGUUGCAGCAGAAGAUCAAGUCUCAGGCUGAAGAUUUGUUAGGCCAGGUGCAGCAGGUAUCAGAGGAGAAGACUGGCCUGCUGGCAGAGUGUGAGGAGCUGUGUAGGAAUGUGAUGAUGCAACAUCAGACUCUGUGUAAAGAAGCUGAUGAAAUUCUUGGAAACCCCGAUGACAGCCUUCAGGACAAGACAGAGAAAGUAGCACAGUUCCAGGAAAAGCUGGAAAUUCCCCUACUGGCAGACUUGGAGACAAAGUUCCCAGACAUUCGCAUCCAUCUGAUGUGUGAUGUCAGCUCAGUCCUAACUGCCAUAAGUGACUGGCAGCUCACAGCUAUACCUGCACCACCUGAUGACCUAGCUGAGAUAAAUGUUGGAAGCUGUCAACAAAUCGAGACUGGAACACAGCAAUCAGUCUUUGUGGAGAGCAGGAUGUCUGCCAAGGGCAUCAUCUACAUUCGACAGGAACUGGAUGUACCGACCCGGGAGGUUCUGUCAGCGUUGUCUCUUCACAUCAGGAGAGCUGGUGUGCUUGGGGCCCUUGGAGACUGGAUGGGGGGCGAGGGCUCAGUGUGUGCUGUUAGACAUCCAGGGGACAUGAUGUGGUAUCGUGGACUUGUGGAAGAACUUAAGAAGGAUAAAGCACUUGUACGCCUUCUUGACUACGGUACCGUGGAGACCGUCCCUUUAGCCGACCUGGCAGAGCUGCCACCAACCCUGCCACAACUGCCAUUUCAGGCUGUGGCGUGCACUUUCUUCGAGGACGAGACAGAAGAGAUUCCUAGAGAGGCCCGAUGGCUCUUCUCGGACCUGUCAUCACACAAGGAGAUCACAUGUACUUUUGAGAGAGAGAUUAAAACAGACAUGCCGAUUACCUUGUGGAAGGUGGACCUACAAGAUGUGGAAGGGGGUGUGAACAUAGCUGAGAGAAUCAUUACUGCAGUGAAAGAAGAGGGAACAAAGGCAGAGAAAGUCUCUUGUCGGGACAUCAGACUGAAACAUAAUGCAGAAGACUUUGUUCCUGGAUCACUGACAGUCAUCCGGACCAACGCAGCAGACAAAGGUCCAUCACCAGAACCGGACAGGGGUGACAGCCAAGUAAAGGCUCCUGUGGAUGGUAGCAAUCAUGUUAUGAUCGAAUGUACUGGUGAGGAAGCUGUAUCAGCUUCUACAAGUUUGCCCCCACAAGUUGAAAUGAAGACUCCUUCAGAGACUGAGGACGGAAACAUCCUCUUAAAUCUGACCUCCGUGCAGGACACGUCAGAGGCAGUAACAGUCAGUGACUUUGACAAAGAUGUCAGAACCUGUGAUGAGGCCCAUGAUGGAAAGGUACUGUCAGCCACAAGACCUGGACUGCCACUGAAAGAGGGCGUAACACAGGGAGCAGACACAGCUGAGUCCUUGGUUUCCAACAAGCCAGUUUCAGGCGUGUUCCCAGGUACUAUACCCAGGAUCUUGGCAAGAGGAGAAACUUACGUCCCUCUUCAACCCACAUUGGAGAGUGUGAGGUCCAUGUCCUCAGAGUCUGCACCAGAUACAGCCUUCAGUAGUGAAGAGAAGGGUGCAGAUGCAAGGCCUACAUUCUCAGCUGCUCACAAUCAGUUUCAUCAAUCUACAAGGGAAGACAACAGAUUGUCUAGCUUUAGCCACAUGGCCACAACUGAAAGGAGUCAAUGUGGACAGUACACAGGUCUGCCCUUGUGGUGGGAAAAACUGAGGCACACCCAGCAAGGUGCCGAACAUGUGCAACCAUUCCCCAGGAUUCCAUGCCCUCAGCCCCCAAGCACCAUGUACCCACCACCAGAGCCUCAGCCCCCACGCACCAUGUACCCACCACUGGGCCCCCAGCCCCCACGUACCAUGUACCCACCACAGGGCCCCCAGCCCCCCCGCACCAUGUACCCACCACCAGACCCCCAGCCCCCACGCACCAUGUACCCACCACCAGGAAUACCCAUUGCUCCAGCCCCACCAGAGGGGUACUCCAUCAUGAACCGUCCAGGUCCUCACCACUUUGUUCCAAUAGCUGGGGACCUACCCCCAACCUGGCAAGGAAACAGCUAUCCAUACUUGGAAGGUAUUGUAGCAACUUGUGAUGGGCAAGUUGAACCAUACCCAGAAAGGGGUGACAACAUGGGUGCUGUGAUCCCUCCAACUACAAUGAAUGGAUCUAAGACAGUGUCUGGUUUGCAGGACUUUGAUGCAUUGCUCAUGUCAGAACUCACCGCUUGUCAUGGCUUUCAGCAGACGUCUGAUGCCUGUUCCAGUGUUUCCAAUGGAGAUAGUCACUCUGAUGGGUUCAGCACCAAGGACAGGGCCAUGGCAUGUGCCUCUGCACCUUAUGAGGAAGUUAUCAGGAGCAGUACCAACAAUGCCAUGGAUUCAACAGCACCAGUUGACCAGGAGUCCUGUAUGGUGUCAUCAGAUAAACUGUACCCAGAUGGUACUGUAGAUAGAGAACAGGCAGAUUAUUUACCUGCCUCUGCACCUUCAACAGAGAGUAGAAGUGAGGAAGCAGACCAGACAAAAGAGGGGACAUAUACGACAGAAAGCACCAUUAUUCCACCAUCAGAUGCUGUAACAACAACUACAUCUCUGUCUGCUGUGGAUGCAAGCGAUAUCAUGGAAAGACCCAGAAGCAACCCAGCUUCAGGAGGUAUUUCUUCAGGGGAGGACAGUGCAGACAACGAGCUUGAAGAAUUUUGCAUUCCGUGUAACUCCGUGUUGGGAGUAGCUAAUCAGCCUGUAAUUGCGUUAGCUGACAACAAACAAACAGAAAGCCUCUCCACAUUCGCCAACCCAACAUUUGUGACAUUGGAAAGAUCAAACACGUCAACAAAACCUGACUCUACAUCAGCAGCCAUGUCCCCAUUGUAUGAAAUUGUAGCCACAGAAGCAUGUCCAAUAGAGACUGUAAACUCAGCUUUUCCCACUGUCACAGCAUCUUCAGCAGAAGAAGCCCACCCAUAUCCUCAGCCAUGUCCAACAAAUGGAAGUUUACAGAAUGGACAUCAGAACCCCCCAGAGCAAGCUGCACUGGUGUCAUUAACAGGGGAUGUUGUAAUUGAAGGAGAGGUCCUAUCUGAUGAGCUUUCCCAAACUUCUGAUGAGUAUGCCUCCCCACUUCUAGACAACCUUAUGAACCUGGCUGAAGGCGAUCCUGACAACUCUUCGGUUUCAACAAAUGGAUCAGCUGGUUGUGCUGAAGAUGACUCAGGGAAAGGCUUACCUGGGGAGGAAUCCGAAAAGUGCAGUAGUUCUGGGAAGUGUGCUGCUUUGAUGACAGACAUGCCAGUAGAUCAUACAUAUGCAAAUGUGCACCACAUUACUGAUACUUCGGGCAAGCCUGGAGAAAAUGUGUUAGAAGAGGGUGCCAAACUCCAGGAUGGUUGCAUGGCUACAUGCAGUGUUGGAAGCUCCGGAGAGGAGGAAAAGAGUAGGCUUGGUACUGAAGGCAGAGAAUCAAACCCUAGCUUGUGUGAAAUGUUUGCAGCCGACAGUGUCAAUGACGCAGCCAAUACCUUAGAUCAGAACACAGAUACCCCAGGAAGGUUAUCUGAGAUAAGCAGUGAGCUGCAUACAGCAGGUGAUCACCCAGGCACAGGCACUUCCAGUCAUCCUAGUCAUCAUCAGGAGAAUCCACCUGACAGGCCCUCAAGUAUGGAAACUGGGAGUCUUGAACAGGUUGGAAGCCUCAAGGGGAUGGAAGAUCUACAGGAGGGCUUUGUGACAGGUCCAAAUAUGAAGGCAUGUGUGACACAUCCUAUGGAGCCAGAUGGGUCCUUCUGGACAAAGAACAUUCCUGUGGAGGACAACGAGUAUAAACUCAUGAUGGAUGAAAUGAGAGCUGAAGCACCACUUCUAGAGGCAGUGAUGGGAGCAGACAGCUGCAUCUUGGGGCUCCUUGUGUGUGCCGUGUCUGCUAAGGAAAACAUGUGGUACAGAGGGGAGAUUGAGAAGAAGUUCAACAAGACAGCCCUUGUGCGCUUUGUGGAUCUGGGCAAAGCAGAGGAGAUAGCUUAUGUCGACAUCAAGCCUCUUCCAAACAAGUACCAACGCAUAGAUUUCCAGGUGCAAAAGAAUUUCCUUGCUGGAGUGAAUACAGACCUGAGUGAGAAACAGGUGGAACUGUUCAACAAACUCACAGCCAAUGGGAGGACACUCUGGAGUCAGGUGACCUGUGUUCUCCCUUCUGGAGAACGUACUGUACGUUUAUGGGAAUUAGAUGGUGUUGAGCUUACCAUCAACCAACAAGUGGCCCAAACUCAGAAAGGCCUUCCCCUGACAGCAGAUCCUGGCAGCUUGAUAAGUGUUGUACAAAGAAGCAUGCCUGCUGUAAUGCCUGGUGCAGAUCGUUUGGACAGCUGUGUGUAUAACCAGCACGGCCGCGGCAGCACCACGCGAUUGCUCCACGUCCCAGGUUUCCAGCACGGCCAGUUCCACUCCUCACCUCCCCGCGACACACCUGCACACCUGGGGGCCGCCAACAUGGAGCCGAUGAGGUCCAAGUCAGCACCUCCAGGACCACAGGGAUAUCUGGAAAGCGCUUUCCCUGGGCAGCAAAGACGAGCUUCUGGGGAUCAGGCAUGGUGUCCAAGGCAUCUGAUGGGUUUGCUUGGCCCACAUCCUCUAACUUUUCAAGUACAUGAAGUCCCCUUUUGGAACCAGAGGGAGCAGGGAACAAGAGAGCAUCUAGUUCCACAGGCACAUAAAGAGCAACGACCCCAUCCUUAUCCUCGCCAAGAGAAGCCAAGUAGGAGUGACCAGCAGCACAUGGAGCGAAGGCCUGCACAGAAACAGUACAUCCCACCUCACCUGAGACACGGCUGGCAACAGAGACAACAGCAGAAUCCGACCAAGAGUCAGCAACACAAGCAACUGCAGCUCCCUGAAAAGGAAAGGCAACAAACGUGCCCUUUGGGAACCCCCUGCCCCAGGGAUCUAUCAACUGUGGGUGAAGGUUCACAGAUGAUAGCUGAGAACAAGGCUAUGACAUCAGGGUCAUCAGAAGACUGGGAUGAUGCCAUUGAUGACUGGACUGACGGCAAGACAGACAAGACACAGCAGGAGGUACAACCUUAAACCAACCUGGAUGAGU
Molecule: messenger RNA, 5534 nt
Organism: Branchiostoma floridae (Florida lancelet)
Lineage: Eukaryota; Metazoa; Chordata; Leptocardii; Amphioxiformes; Branchiostomatidae
Exons: 24
Coding region: 122-5518 (1798 amino acids)
Biological process (GO): spermatogenesis
Source: RefSeq, a predicted model, not a curated record